Caretta caretta (loggerhead turtle) is the source of this 2563-nucleotide messenger RNA. RefSeq names its product zinc finger CCHC-type containing 4 (gene ZCCHC4). The record is from RefSeq and is a predicted model, not a curated record. Gene Ontology annotation, molecular function: rRNA (adenine-N6-)-methyltransferase activity; nucleic acid binding; zinc ion binding. NCBI's taxonomy places the organism in Eukaryota, Metazoa, Chordata, Testudines, Cheloniidae. Gene Ontology annotation, biological process: rRNA methylation. Gene Ontology annotation, cellular component: nucleolus; cytoplasm.
GGCGGGCGCUGAGGCUGCCGGGACGGUGGCAUGGCAGCUUCCGCGGAGCGGGGUUUGGCGAUUGACAUGGGGGAUGCGGCGGCCGGAAGCGAGAGGACUCUGCGGGGCUCGGGGGUGGCGGUGGUGCUGGGGCAGGAGGCCGGCCGGCCCGCUCCUUGCUGCCCGCACGGUCCUACUCUUCUGUUUGUAAAGAUUAGCCAAGGAAAAGAAGAGGGAAGAAGAUUUUAUGCUUGUUCAGCAUGUAGAGAUAGGAAAGACUGCAAUUUUUUUCAGUGGGAAAAUGAAAAGGUGUUAGAAGGUAGACUUUCAGCACGAGAAGGAGUUAAUAGAAGUUGUCAACCCUCUUUGUCACACAGACAGAACGUGGAAAGGUUUAAGCAGUUUGGUCUAUUGCCAUUAUCAAAAAGGAAAUUUUGUCAAGAAUGCCAGCAGUUGCUAUUGCCAAUGGAGUGGGGAAAACACUCUGGCCAUCAAAUACUGAGUGAUCUCUCCAUUGCCCAUUUACAAAGGCCCAGUCAACUUUUGUGUCCACUGAAGAAUAAGAAGACAAAUGCACAGUAUUUGUUUGCAGAUAGAAGCUGUCAGUUUCUGCUGGACCUUAUUAUUGCUCUAGGAUUCAAAAGAGUGCUUUGUGUUGGCACACCAAGGCUUCAUGAGUUGAUCCGAUUAAAAGCAUCACGAGAACAGGAGUCCAGUGUUAAAAGCCUUCUGCUAGAUAUUGAUUUCAGGUAUUCACAGUUUUAUACAGAGGAAGACUUCUGCCACUAUAAUAUGUUUAACCAUUAUUUCUUUGGUGGAGAGGCUGCACAUGAAAUCUGUAGAAAAUUCUUGCAUCAAGAGAAAGGUGAAGGAGUCAUAUUGGUGACUGACCCCCCAUUUGGAGGUUUGGUGGAGCCCUUGGCUUUUAGUUUCAAAAAGCUGAUUGCAACAUGGAGAGAGAUUCAAGAGGAAGAUCACAGUAGCAAAGAGUUGCCCAUUUUUUGGAUAUUUCCAUACUUCUUUGAGUCUCGCAUUCUUGAGUUUUUCCCAAGCUUCAGUAUGAUGGAUUACCAGGUAGACUAUGAUAAUCAUGCACUUUAUAAACAUGGAAAGACGGGCCGUAAACAGUCUCCUGUUCGUAUUUUCACCAACAUUUCCCCAAGUAUGAUAGUACUUCCUGUGGAAGAGGGUUACAGGUUUUGCUCUGUGUGUCAGCGAUAUGUUAGUUCAGGGAACCAGCACUGUGAGAUCUGCAAUUCAUGUACAUCAAAAGAUGGAAGGCGAUGGAAACAUUGCUUUCUUUGCAAAAAAUGCGUAAAGCCCUCUUGGAUUCACUGCAACACUUGCAAUCGCUGUGCUCUUCAGGGUCACACUUGUGAGAGUGCUAAAGCUGUCUGCUUUAUUUGUAGUGGAGCAGGUCACAAACGCAGCACCUGUCCUAAUCUUUCUGUGACUGAAAGAGCUGGCAAAGCUGACAGAAAUCACAGGCUAAAAAAGAACAAGAAGAUAAAAAUGGAUAUCGUUAAAAGAUCAUAUGUGAAGCACGCUACAUUCUCAAGGAAAAAAAUAAAGAACAAGAAAAAGAAAAACAAAAACACUCUUGCCUGUUAAUCUCCAGUUACCUAAAACUGUGAAUGAUUUUACAGCCAACUUUUGCUUCCAUUUUCUGUAAAUGUUUAAUAUGAUCUUUCAGAUAAAAUCUGGUUGAAUUAAAAAUUACUACUUGUAAUUGGCAGUAGGACAAAACUGCUAUACAAGCUGCUCUUUCAAUUUGUGUACAUUUUCAAAUGCAAAAUAGAAAUCGGUGUAUAUACAUUGUAAACCAUGUCUGUGCUAAAAUAAAAAGUGGAAUAAUAUUACACAGGAUGAUUUAAGUUAAAGGGACAGGGAUUUUAAUAGCUUUCAGUUAACUUGGUAUUGACCUUUAUACAAUAACACAUACAUUUUGAUCCUUUUUUACAAACAUUUUCACUCAAAUCUUACACUCUCUCAACACCAUCCACUGUGGCCAUCUGUCUAACAGAUAUCAAGUCAUCCUUUUGUUAUUUAUCUAGUGGUAUGUUGAUUGUCUCACCCGCAGUAAUGGAGACCAGUGCUUUAUAAUUUCUAGAUAACUAUAGAUGUAUGUAGUUUUUAAAUUUUAGCCACAGUGGACACAUUGUAGACAACAAAAAUUCAGAGGAUGUUCUCCAGCUGUUACAAUAUUUUUAGGAUUUUAGUGAUAAACUUAACAAUCGAUUUAUAGAUUCUAAGGUGAGGGACCAUUGUGAUCUUCUAGCCUGACCGCUAUAGCCUGUGCUAUAGAACUUCCCCAAAACAAUUCCUAGACAAGUGCCCCUUGUUAUAAUAUUUUUAAAUCAGGGAUUUUUAAAAAUAGCUAAACUUAAAUGUGUAACCUCAUUUACUAGUGGUGAUGAGUCUGCAGUUCAAGGAAACUCAUACAAAUUAUUCUUGAUUCUGUGCUAGACAUGAAUAUAACAAAUUCAGAGGAAAAUGAAAUGAGAAAUGCAGAGUCUUUUUAUAACUGUACUUGUUUGAUUCAAGAAAUUGAUUUUCUACUUAGUAUUAAAUAUCAAAGAUGUCA